Messenger RNA from Leguminivora glycinivorella, 907 nucleotides. Its product is annotated as UPF0488 protein CG14286. The record is from RefSeq and is a predicted model, not a curated record. NCBI's taxonomy places the organism in Eukaryota, Metazoa, Arthropoda, Insecta, Lepidoptera, Tortricidae. The transcript has 3 exons. The coding region runs from base 66 to 689 and encodes 207 amino acids.
CACAGCUCAAAACAAAACGUGAGGUUAUUUUGUGAACAAAUAAGUUCCAAUUAAAUACAUUUACAAUGCCAAAACCUACAAAGCUACAUGCGAAAAAGAAGCCCACCUCUAUUCAGAAGUCGGUAAACGUAGAUAACGAUAACUCUGCAGGAGCUGAUCCUGAAGAAUCUUUAAGACAAUUUCAGUUGGAGUUGUGUUGGUGUAUCCAACAAUUAGAGAAAACAUUAGCUGAAAACAAAGGGAAUGAAAAGCAAUUGACUGAAGCAUGGAAGGUAGUAAACGUGUUAAAGAACAACAGCCAGCCCAUUAUACGGAAGAGGCAGCUCAUGAGGACGCAUUUUGGUGACUACAGGGCGAAAAUGGCAGCUGAAGAAAAGAAACUGGCUAAAAUGACGAGCAAAAUCAAGAUAUCAGACACACCAACCCAGCCAAAAGCUACAUUCCUCAGGAAAUCUGCAUUUUUGACGACCGGGGACUCCUCAUUCAGGUUCAACUUCAAUUUAGCCCUAGAUCAAGUUGACACAGGCACCACAGUAGAUGGCAGCACUUUACAAGAGAAUCCACCCAUAGAUAAUAAAAAUAAUGAUACCAGUAUCAAAAAUGACAGCAAUUCACAAGAAAAUAAGAAUUUCAAAUUCACAUUCUCUGAUUCAGAAUUUAAAUUUAAUUUUAAUGUAAAAAAUUCUUAAUUAAGACUAAAUAGUGCUUGUAUAAAUUCAAAGUGGCUGAUAGCUUAUGAUAGCUUGCUGGAUUGGCCAAUUAAAAUAUAAGUAAAAUCUUGUGCACAGUGUAACACAAAAGUCAUCCCAUUUUCUUAUAUGUAUAUUGAUGAAAGAAAUGACACUAUACAGGGUUACCGCUGUUAAAUUUCUCACUCAAUAUUUGUGGACUGUGCCUAAUUCAUGAA